AUGAGCGUGAAGUCGUGCGUGAACGUGGUGCCGGCGUCGAGACAGGGGCCGAGAGGACCGCCCGAGGCGCUGAGACCGUCGGCGUGCGCGGAGGCGGAGGCGCUGGGGGAGAUUCGGGAGCAGCGGGACAUGUUGAAGGCGUGCGCGCCGGCGUGCAAGGCGUCGUGCUCGAGGGCGAUCGCGGAGUACGACGAGGGACAGAGGAAGACGACGGGAUUUGGGUUAGAUGCCAAGGCAAAGGAGCGAGUGUUGAAAGCGUGCGUCGUGACGUGCGGGAAGGAUUGCGAAAAGGCGGGAAAGUCGUACGAUUACAUCAUACCGUUUCGAUUUUGA
This is a messenger RNA of Ostreococcus lucimarinus CCE9901, 333 nucleotides long. RefSeq lists its product with no specific name. NCBI's taxonomy places the organism in Eukaryota, Viridiplantae, Chlorophyta, Mamiellophyceae, Mamiellales, Bathycoccaceae. The transcript has a single exon. Bases 1 to 333 code for a protein of 110 amino acids. The record is from RefSeq and is a predicted model, not a curated record.